UGGUGAAGCGAGCUCGAUUGCCAGAAGUGACGUAACGAGAAAGACGUCGUUACGUUCUUCAGCGCGGAUCCCGUACACAUUCUCUUCUCCGCAACAUGACGGGGCCCCUACCCCAUCGUCUCUCACGCGGCUCACCCGGCAAAGUUUCAUCCUCCCAGAAGGUAUCUUCUCCGACCGUGUUCUCUCUGCUCUUCUCAUGCUCGAGCGUUCUUCGCGCUGCUGCAGUCGCGUCUACGAGUCCCAUCGCGCAAGGUAACGCGGGAGUGUGAACUAAAAUCCAAAGCGCAAUCGAGAGUGAGAAGCAAUCACCCCCGUAGAUCCGACGAGCAACAUGGAGUCCACGAAACGGCACAUUGUUCUGAUAUCGGUGGGAAUAUUAUGGGGUUGCGUAUUAGGUCUGCAGCGGCCACCGCCAAGGUAUUCUCAGCAGUACAUGCCGGAAACCUCGUUCAGUUGUCGCAACAAAAUUGUCGGCAGUUAUUAUGCAGAUCCUGAGACAGACUGUCAAGUCUUUCACGUUUGCGUCUCUGUAGCUGGUACUAUUCAAGACUACAAGUUCUUAUGUCCCAAUGAUACUGCUUUCGACCAAGAAAGUCAAACCUGUGCGGAUUGGUACGACGUGGAUUGCGAGGCCGCUACUCUGUACUAUGCCAGCGACAACUUCGAUCUGUACAGAAUCGGUUCCGGUCUGGAAUCCGUGCAUUAUGACAACUUACGCAGCGACGCCGAACCACAGGAUCAUCUUCAGCGUAGCGAGACCAGCGACGCGGUGCGCUCCUCCGCGAACGCGGUGAACCGAGUGUCCUCGUCAAAUUACAAUAAUCGCGACAUACUGCGCGGCAGCAGUAGCAGCAAUUUCUACAACAGAAACAACAAAGAAGACGAAUACGAGAACGAGAAGUCGUAUAAGGAAGACGCGAGUCAGGACAACAAAAAGAAGGGCGGUGUUAGGAAGGUCAGCAGGAAGCAAUCGUUUAGCAAUGGCAAUUAUUCACCGUCGAGCACAACAUCGGCACCGACUGUAUCCAAUCAGAACAAUUAUAAUAACGGCAAUUAUUAUAAUGGUAAUGUAUACAAUCAACGACCCACAACGUACGUCGUCUCAUCGACGACCGUUCGACCUCAAGAGAACUAUAAAAAUCAGAACACACAGAGAUAUAGCGCACCGUCAUCCACAUAUCGACCGAGCACGACAUAUCAGGAAGCUUUCAACAACUACCAGUCGCCUAGCACAACUUCCAGAACGACUCCGCAAAACAUUUAUAACAUCUACAACUCGAACUACAAUCAACAAAGUACCGGUAGCUCCACUCAGGUCACAACGCUAAGACCUAGCAGCUACAACCCAAAGAUCUAUCAAAAUUAUCAGAGUCAGUUCCAGCAGUCCACCACUAUUCAACCAAGCACCAAGUACCAGACCGUUGAUUAUACAAAUUACCAACAGAAAAAUUACAACAACAUCCAACGAGGAACCAGCAACGUCGCGUACCAGUCUACCACACCUGCGUCCGCUGCUUACGAUAAUUACAAUAAUUACAAUAACAACAACGGACAGUACAGACCGAUCACGUCGACCAGACAGGACGUUUCUCAGACCACUGCGAAAUAUUUCACCAACAAUUUUGCGAGCAAUAGUUACACGCCUACCACCUACAGUCCAGCGACGAAGAAGUACGUGAACGGAGACAACAACGUCGCGCAAACUGCUCUGAGAAGCAACGACAAUAGCGGUCAGUACUACGAUAAGACGAGCCAAGCAAUCAAGCCCUCCACUCAGUAUUACGACAGCACAAAACCACCCAAGAAAGCAACUCAGUACAGCUAUGAUAACGGAAGCAGCGGUAAGUCGUACUACAUCGAGACCAGCACGAGCGGCUUCGAUCUGGUGAGAUCCUCUGCCGGUAUCGGUUUUAGUCCCGCGAGUAUCAAUCAUCUCGCCGAAUCGCCGAAGAGCACCACGCCAGUACCAAGGCGACCUCCCAGCGCUACCACGUACAAUCCGAACAGCUUCAGUUCCAGCGCUCAGAGGACCGGUCAGCCAACGACAACGCCACGUGGAGUCACCUACGUCAGCGGAUCCGCGAGACCGUUCACGUCGACGACCAGGUUACCCAACAGCAGCAGUACGACAUCGCCAAAAUCGGGCAAAAAGAACGAUUACGAUUACGCGUAUUAUGAUAAUACGGGCGGUCUUGAGUACGACGGAGUCGAUCUCGAGCAUGUUACCAGCAACAAAGAGUCUACGAAAAUCGCGAGAAAGCCAAAUUAUCUACAUCUGGAGAUGUUGGAGGUUGGUUUGCGAGUCGUCCGUGGUCAGGACUGGAAAUGGGACGAACAGGAUGGUGGUGAAGGUCAUGCCGGAACAGUAGUAGAGAUUGGAAAGCCACCAUCUACAGGAAAUUCUGUUUCCAGUCCAAAUCCUACUGAUCGAACACCGGAUAAGACAGUUAUUGUUCAGUGGGACCAUGGUGCCAGAAGCAAUUACAGAAUUGGCUAUCAAAGUGCUUAUGAUCUGUUGGUGUUUGACAAUGCAGCCGCUGGUGUCAAGCACACCAACAUUAUUUGCGAUGGCUGCAAGAGACAUGGAAUAAUUGGCAUCAGAUGGAAGUGCACUCAGUGUUUCGACUAUGAUCUCUGUACUCAGUGCUACAUGGCUGACGAGCAUUAUUUGACUCACACAUUUCAGAGAUUUCAAACAGCCAAUUCUGCAGGAGUUCAACUGGGACCAAGAGAAGGCUGCGCCAAAAUACCACUGAAAGGAAUUUUCAUAGGAGCGAAAGUCAUCCGUGGACCGGACUGGGAAUGGGGGAAUCAAGACGGCGGACGUGGUAAAACUGGCAGAGUUAUGGAUAUACGCGGAUGGGAUAACGAAAGCAGUCGCUCUGUCGCGACCGUCACGUGGUCUACUGGUAGUACCAAUGUUUAUCGCUUAGGCUAUAAAGGUUGUGUGGACUUGUGCUACGUAGAAGAGGCCAACGCUGGUACUUAUUAUAAGGAGCACCUUCCGCUGCUCGGCCAACCGGUACCAAUCAUAUCGGACAACGGAAAUACCUCAUUACCAGUUAGAAGCGGUGUCUCCGGUACGCCGUCUAAUUCGCCUCAUCUGACCUUCAAUGUCGGCGACAAGGUAAAAGUUCUAAUCGAAGUCGACACCUUGAAAGAAAUGCAGGAUGGCCACGGCGGGUGGAACCCACGCAUGGCCGAUUACAUAGGAAAGAUUGGCACGGUGCACCGGAUUACAGACAAGGGAGAUAUUCGUGUACAAUACGAAGGCUGCAACAACAGAUGGACCUUUCAUCCGGGCGCUCUAACAAAAGUCACCGCCAAAGAAGCAUUUUCUCUCGGUGAUAUCGUGCGCGUAAAAAGCGACUUGGCUGCCGUGAAGCAAUAUCAGCGCGGUCACGGUGAAUGGAUAGACGUCAUGAAAAAUGCUCUGGGAAAAACCGGGAAAGUAAUUAAAAUCUAUUCCGAUGGCGAUUUGCGUGUGGCGCUGGACGGCCACACGUGGACGUUUAAUCCACUUAGCGUCGUUCCCGUAUCUUCAAACGUGGUUGCCGCGCAUGAUAAUGCGAAUAAAAUUAGAGAUCGUCCAGACGAUACCGACAGCGAAGUAGAGAAAAUAUUAAGAGAUGCAGCCAGAGGCGAAGCCGGUGUGGCUGCUGUUCGCGAGUUCCUCCAGAAGUAUCCCGGCAGAGUAGACGCGCGUGCACCUGGUGGUGGCAGAAAAACGUGUUUGCAAGUUGCUGCGCAUCAGGGUCAACGCGAGCUUUGUACUCUUCUUCUCGACGCCGGCGCGUCUCUGCGAGCGAUCGACGAGGAUGGCGAUACGCCUUUGCAUUACGCGGCAUUUGGAAAUCAGCCAGAAAUAAUGGAACUGCUGUUGUCACGAGGCGCAGCUAUCAACGCCGUCAACAACGGCAAAUGUAGCGCGUUACACGUAGCGGUCAACAAGCAACACGCGCAGUGCGUAAAAGUGUUGCUACGUUACCACUGCGACGUCAAUCUGCAAGACUCGUACGGCGACACGGCUCUGCACGACGCGAUCGGAAAAGACGCGCUGGAUGUGAUAGACGCGUUGUGCGCCUGCGAGAGAGUUGACUUCACGUUACGGAACAAACGGGGUUUUAACGUCCUGCAUCACGCCGCACUCAAAGGCAAUGCUCACGCAAUGGACAGGCUGGUGACACGCGCGCGUCACUUGGUGGAUGUGAAAAAGGAGGACGGAUUUGCAGCGUUGCAUUUGGCAGCGUUGAACGGACACCGGGAAGUCGCGGCCACACUUCUCUCGCAGCGCGGUCGCGCCAAGGUCGAUCUGCGUAACAAUCGACGGCAAACGCCGUUACAUCUGGCAACCUCACAAGGACACUGGUCGCUUGUUGAGCUGCUGGUGCAUCAUAAUGCGGACAUAGGAAGCGCGGACGAGGAUGGUGACACCGUGCUGCACAUCGCAAUAGCCAAGAGCCCGAAUCAGCAGACUGUUGCGCCCACACCUGAAAGCAGCCGGGAUUCGCCGCUCAUAUACGCGAUCUGGCAAAACCUGGCGAGGCAAGGUGCAAAGACUGAAUUAGCAUUAGCGUGUUUUCUGAUAAGCGUGGACAAAAGUUGCAAACUACUUGAGCAAGUCAAGAAUAACAAGGACAAGACUCCGCUCGAUCUGCUAGAGGAUUCAGUCGAUCCUCUACAGGUCACGUUGCUUGCCGAUCUUCUACGGUCUUACAAAUACCAAAGUCACAACACUCAAUUAGAAAUAGAAAAUUCAUCAACCGGUUACGUAGAACCAUCUACGUAUGGAAUAGAUAACGUGUCGGAAGGGUUGCGAAACGCGAUGAAACCCGGUUCUGGUGAAGUUGCUGAAUGUCGGGAUUGUUCGGAAAUCAUAACGAAUACAAAGCAGGACAUUCGAAUUGAUCCGAGCAAUAGCAUUACACUCAUGGGUUGUGCGCGUUGCGGUCACACCGUUGUUAAAACUCAAACUAUUCAAGAUGGUCAACUAGCGACUGGUGAGGUUUCAGCAAAUGCGGAUGACAAAUCGAAGGACGUAACGUCGGAAGGAAAACGAAAGGAGGAGAUCAACGAUCGAGAGAAGGAGAAGGACAAAGAGCGAUUACGUUAUUUGGAAACUAGAGUCGCUGAUCUCGAGGAGGCGAAUAUGUGCAGUAUUUGCAUGGAACGUCGUCGCAACGUCGCGUUUCUUUGCGGACAUGGCGCUUGUGAACACUGCGCCGCCCCGCUUAAAACUUGUCACAUGUGCCGUAAAACAAUCACAAAGAAGAUCAAUUUGUAUUAGAAGAUUGUCGCUAAGAUGCUUGUAUCACAAAAUAUUCAUUUGAUUCUUCGAGAAAUGCGAUACGUACGUGUAUAUAAAAGAUUUUUCUUAAGAGAAAGGAUCAAUACUUCCGCUAGUGAUAAUAAUCACGAGUGAAAUAUUUUUUACGGUAAGCCUUGGUAGCGGUUCUGAACAGUUUGAAUGGUAUAUAGCGACAAACACGAUUACGAGAGAAAAAAAAGUGUUACAUUUUUGAUUAUUUACUCGAAUAUUUAGCUAUUAUUAUUCUUGCAAAGUACUGCACAUUCCUUUCGAGACUCUGUAUACAAACGGUGAAAAAUAACUGCCGACUACGGUGUUAGCAUGGAUGUUUGACGGUUUGUACGAUGCGUGCGUUAAAAAUCGAUGUGUGCUAGGAAAAAAAUUGAAUUUACUGCCAAAACACCUUUCGGCGAUAAUUCGUCCGAAAGAGUAAGAAAAACCGCAGCAUUAUAUUGCACCAACAUCGUGCCAUAACAAGUUAUAAAAAAUUUCACGCGCGCAUUUCAGAAGAAUCGCCCGGAUACGAGAUAGUCCGAAUCUUACGUUAUGUUUUUUGUUGAUUUUUGUAGAGAAUAUUAGUUUUUAUAUAUAUAUAUAUAUAUAAAAGUCUUGUGUCCUGGCGAAUAUGUGCGCAGAAUGUACAGCUUACAUAUAUAUCUUUCUUACCAAAUUGGCGUAUCGCCUAUGCUUUAUCCCGUCCAUUUUUUACCCACAUUUAAAGAAAAUGCGAAUAAACGAGAAAACAAGCUUCUCGUUUUAGCGUGCGAGAUGUCUUUUGUGCUGUAAACAUUAAGAAACGUUCAAAGAUGUUUCAUAUGUAUUGUAGUUGCAAUAAAACCUGAUACGCAUUGUUCUUCGACGAUCAUUUUGUUUUAUAAAGAAAAGGAUAAAAAUAUCCUGUUUUACAGCCAAAUUUUUUAGAUAGAAAGAAUUGUACGCGUAUAAAAAAAUUACGUUCGUAAGACCGAGUGCCGACAGCAUGGAACCAAUUAAUUUUAAGCGCGCUUAUUGUUAUAGGAAACAUGUUAAAAACAAUACUUUGCGUAUUUAAUAACAUAACAAGCCAACAUAAGCCGAGGUACAAGCUUAUUUGAAUAUUGAUCUUCGAGAAAUUCUAAAGUUUAUUAAAGGAACACAAAUAUCAUUUUUCAGUAUUAAACAUCUUGCCUUUUUCUACUGAAUACAACGAAAAACUUGUACUCGAGGCGCGUAGAGAAUUCUAUUUAUUAAUACAAGUAAAAAAAUGUAUCCCGCGCGAUAUAUCGGAAUACACUAUAAGUAAUUAAUCGAGUUUUAUUUAUGUAUAUAUGUAUGUGUAUAUAUAUAUUUAAGUCAGCGUAAUUUUUCUUUCGAAUGAUUGCGAGAAAUGAUUUUUAUAAAUCAUGCUAGAAAGCAAGAAACAUCGUAAAUUUUACGUUCGCGACGACGAAAAACGUUUAAUUUGCGAUAGUGCCAAUUUUGAAUUUGUCAAAAAUGAUAUUAAAACUUUUUUUCUAGAAAGAACUCUGUACAUUACAAUCUCAACAAAUAGAAAAAAAGAAGGUUAUUUAGAGCAAACGAAGAUUUCUUUUUUUCUCUCUGUUUUCAAUAUUAGCUGUAUUGUCGUUUAUAGAUAUAUGAUACGACGUAUAUUACAAAAGAUAUUACGGAUGAACUAUAUAAUGUAUGUAACUUAAGCGCGUCGGUAGAUUUCUAUACAAUUGUAAAAAAAUUUUAAGAUAUAUAAUUUAAAUAAACAAUUUUACGACAGAGAAAGUUUUUUUAUCGAACUGUAUAUUUCGUUUUUUUUUUAUAUUUCCUAAUAUAUCGACUAAUAAAAACAAAAACAAAGGACAUAUAUGGACCACGUGUGUUUUCUUAAUAAAAAUAGAGGAAACAGAUUGAUAUAGUCGAUAUAUGUACAAUAUUAUAGAGAAAAUACUACGUUCGUGACACAAAUCAUCACACAAUAUACAUGACACUUUAAAACGAAUUAAAUGAGAAGUGAAAAUAAACUUGUCGUUACCUUAGCAAGCAAUCUUAUUUAUUUUGGUACUCGAUAAAGGUUCUGAUAGUCGUAUAUUACAAUAUUGAGCCAGUUUUGCAAAAAUUGUAAUAGCAGUACUAUAAUAAUGUAUAAUAAUGGUAAUAAUA
Messenger RNA from Pseudomyrmex gracilis, 7441 nucleotides. Its product is annotated as E3 ubiquitin-protein ligase MIB2-like. Gene Ontology annotation, biological process: protein ubiquitination. The record is from RefSeq and is a predicted model, not a curated record. The coding region runs from base 332 to 5287 and encodes 1651 amino acids. Lineage: Eukaryota; Metazoa; Arthropoda; Insecta; Hymenoptera; Formicidae. Gene Ontology annotation, cellular component: extracellular region; cytoplasm. Gene Ontology annotation, molecular function: protein binding; ubiquitin-protein transferase activity; chitin binding. The transcript has 15 exons.